This is a messenger RNA of Daucus carota subsp. sativus, 2284 nucleotides long. RefSeq names its product external alternative NAD(P)H-ubiquinone oxidoreductase B2, mitochondrial. Lineage: Eukaryota; Viridiplantae; Streptophyta; Magnoliopsida; Apiales; Apiaceae. Bases 192 to 1943 code for a protein of 583 amino acids. The record is from RefSeq and is a predicted model, not a curated record. The transcript is spliced from 11 exons. Gene Ontology annotation, molecular function: NADH dehydrogenase activity; calcium ion binding.
GCAAACCACAUGGAUCAACACAUUUAUACAGCACACAUUUCCUCCUCCACUUUUUCUUCUUUCCCUCCCACUUGCUAGGAACCUCUGCUUUUCACACCAAAACCUUAACCUCUUGUUCUGUUCCUACAAGGUGCAGAGUAUUGUGUAGCCGGAUCUGAAAUCUGAUAAUUUAGUUGAAAACACAGGGAAAUAUGAGGAACUGGAGUAUGAUUGAGAGAUUUUCGGAUACUUUUCGUCAGAAUCCUUCUCUCUCUAGAUUGCUUGUUGUUUUCACCGUCAGCGGUGGGGGCCUUGUGGCUUAUAGCGAAGCUAAUUCUAGUAACAGUGAAGUUAAAGUUGCUACACCUGAGGUGGUUAGCAGGAAAAAGAAAGUGGUCGUGCUUGGCACUGGUUGGGCUGCAACCAGUUACUUGAAAAACUUAAAGAACUCCUCAUAUGAUGUUCAGGUGAUAUCACCUCGCAAUUACUUUGCAUUCACACCUUUACUACCAAGUGUUACAUGUGGAACCGUGGAAGCUCGCAGCAUUGUUGAACCGAUUCGCAACAUUGUCCAUAAGAAAAACAUAGAUAUUCAUUACUGGGAAGCUGAAUGUUAUAAGAUUGAUGCGGAAAAUAAGAAAGUGUUUUGUCGAUCUAGUAAAGACGGUAUUGUGAAUGGAAAUGAAGAAAUUGUUGUAGACUAUGACUACCUAGUAGUCGCCAUGGGAGCUCGUGCAAACACAUUCAAUACUCCAGGGGUGGAGGAAAAUUGUUUGUUCUUGAAGGAAGUAGAAGAUGCUCAGAAAAUUCGUAGGACUGUUAUUGAUUGCUUUGAAAGGGCCAGCCUCCCCAAACUGACUGAUGCAGAGAGGAAAAAAGUUCUUCAAUUUGUAGUUGUUGGUGGUGGUCCGACUGGUGUGGAAUUUGCAGCUGAGCUUCAUGAUUUUGUAUCUGAAGAUUUAGUCAAGCUAUAUCCAAAGGUGAAAGAUUUUGUUAAGAUAACACUUCUUGAGGCAGGAGACCAUAUACUAAACAUGUUUGAUAAAAGGAUCACAGUUUUUGCAGAAGAAAAAUUUCAAAGGGAUGGUAUUGAUUUGAAAACAGGCUCAAUGGUUGUAAAAGUAUCAGACUCGGAAAUUUCUACUAAAGAGAUAAAGAAUGGGCAAAUCUCUUCUAUACCUUAUGGAAUGGUUGUCUGGUCAACCGGUAUAGGGACUCGUCCUGUUAUAAUGGAAUUUAUGAAGCAAAUUGGUCAGGCUAAUAGACGUGUGUUGGCAACUGAUGAAUGGCUGCGAGUGGAACGAUGUGAUGGCAUAUAUGCACUCGGAGAUUGUGCCACAAUCAAUCAGCGCAAAGUGAUGGAAGACAUUUCAGCGAUAUUUAGUAAAGCAGACAAGGACAGUUCUGGAACAUUAACAGUUAAGGAGUUUCAAGAUGCCCUAGAUGACAUCUGUGAGAGAUACCCUCAAAUGCAGCUCUAUUUGAAAAACAAACAGAUGAGUAGUCUUGUUGAUAUAUUGAAAGAAUCCAAAGGGGAUGUGGUAAAAGAAGCUGUAGCAUUAAAUAUUGAAGAGUUUAAACAAGCUCUAUCCCAAGUAGAUUUCCAGAUGAAGAAUCUUCCAGCCACUGCACAGGUUGCCGCUCAACAAGGUGCCUAUCUAGCCAAUUGUUUCAACCGCAUGGAGGAGUGUGAGAAAAAUCCAGAAGGUCCUCUGCGUUACAGAGGAGAAGGACGUCACAAGUUUCGUCCUUUCAGGUACAAGCAUUUUGGACAGUUUGCUCCAUUGGGGGGUGAGCAAACAGCAGCUCAACUUCCUGGAGAUUGGGUUUCCAUUGGCCACAGUUCUCAGUGGCUCUGGUAUUCUGUGUAUGCAAGCAAGUUAGUUAGUUGGCGUACGAGGGCACUGGUGGUAUCCGACUGGGGCAGGCGCUUCAUCUUUGGUAGAGACUCAAGUCAAAUAUAAUGAACUCAACACCGGUAUUGCCAAUGUUCAUAAUGAGAUACGAGAACUUGCUGUCUGAAUGUUUUGAUACAACCCCUGUCGCAAAUUUUGUUUAAUAUUUCUGUUCUCAAUAAUUGGAAGAUGGCCACAACUCGGCUUAAGUUGUUGCAGAAACUGUGGAUGAGUUUUUUCUUUUGCUUUUAUAUGCGGCUGUAGCAAUACAAAACUGUGGAUGAGUUUCAAUUAAGCUCUAGUAUGCGGCUUUAGCUAUCCACUCAUACAUGUAGUUGUCUACAUUGUUAUUGUUUUACCUGGAGAGUGUUAGAAACAAUAAUUAUAUCAAUAUUUUUCAUUCCCAGAAA